CACAGGUGCUAAGCCAUGGCUGACUUGGAUCACAGCCUGAGCCUUGCGGAUGCUCUGACAGAGCCACCUCCUGAGAUUGAGGAGGAGGUGAAACGGGACUUCAUUGCCACGCUGGAAGCGGAGAAGUUUGACGACGUGGUUGGAGAGACGGUGGACAAAACAGAUUACGUGCCUCUGCUGGACGACGACGAUGCAGGGAGCCAGGAACCAAAAAGCAAAGCCCACGCUGACGGCAUUCAGGCGGAACGUAAGUGUCUGAAGUACAAGAGCAAACCUGCUGUACUCAGCGUUGCAGGACUUUCUUCUCGCUGUGAUUUUGCUGGGCCCGCUACGAAAUGUCCUUAGAU
This is a messenger RNA of Lagopus leucura (white-tailed ptarmigan), 347 nucleotides long. RefSeq names its product microtubule-associated protein 4-like. The record is from RefSeq and is a predicted model, not a curated record. The transcript has a single exon. The coding region runs from base 16 to 345 and encodes 109 amino acids. Gene Ontology annotation, molecular function: microtubule binding. NCBI's taxonomy places the organism in Eukaryota, Metazoa, Chordata, Aves, Galliformes, Phasianidae. Gene Ontology annotation, biological process: neuron projection development; microtubule cytoskeleton organization. Gene Ontology annotation, cellular component: neuron projection.